ACAGCAGCAUCACACCUUCGCCAUGGCCUUCAAGCUGAUCGUGGUCGCCCUGUGCGCCUUUGUCGCCUCGGUCAACGCCAGCUUCGGCUACGGCGCCGGCUACGGCUACGCGGCGCCGGCGGUGCUGGCGCGGUCGUACGUGGCCCCGCGGGCCGUCAGCGGCUACAGCAGCGGCGUCACCCACGCCGUGGCGGUGGAGAAGCACACGGUGGCGACUCCGCUGGCGUACGGGUACCGCGCUCAUGGCUACGCCGCGCCGGCCGUGGUGGCCAAGAGCUACGUCGCCCCUGCUCACGGAUAUGCUGCGCCGGCCGUCGUCGCUAAGACCUACGCUGCCCCGGCCUAUGGCUACGCUGCCCCGGCCUAUGGAUACGCUGCCCCGACCUAUGGCUACGCUGCCCCGGCCUAUGGCUACGCUGCCCCGGCCUACGGCUACGUUCACUGAACACCACGACGGACCUGGCCGCCUCGUCUAGAGUCCACGCCUGUCUGCGCUCCAUCGGCCUCUCGGGCGGGACUGAGCGAGGCGGACGACGUUGCGCGCGGAACUCGACUCCACACCCCCGCCGAUGUUCCGUCGGCCAGUGUGUGCUCAAUCAAAGCACGUACUGUUGUGUGCUCAGCAACUGUGCGACCGCACAGUGGCUGUUGUCUGUUCAAAUGCACGUGAAUACAUUCUCAUUACGCGUUG
Molecule: messenger RNA, 691 nt
Organism: Pollicipes pollicipes
Lineage: Eukaryota; Metazoa; Arthropoda; Thecostraca; Pollicipedomorpha; Pollicipedidae
Product: cuticle protein 16.5-like
Exons: 4
Coding region: 23-445 (140 amino acids)
Source: RefSeq, a predicted model, not a curated record